AUGGACGGGAGCACGGUGCCGCAGCGCGGCCCGGCAGUCGACUCAUCAAGCGCUUUCAUUCUUCUCAUCACCAUCUUUGCCUUUUUCCUGCCCAUCCUCCUCUACUUCCCGCCAAUCCGCAGCCUCUGGAUCUACCCGCUCAAAUCCUGCCGCGGCAUCAAAGUCCACCAGAGCAAGGUCCUCCCCACCGGCCUGGAGUUCGACCGCCUGUACACCUUCGCCCAGCUCAAGAGCCCCUUCCCGGUCAGCCUACAAUCCCCCUCCCCCGAAAAAGAAGCCCACGCCUGGCACUUCAUCACCCAGCGCCAGUUCCCGCUGCUCGCCACCGUCUCCGUCGACCUCUUCACCCCGGACCCCGCCAAAACCCGCGGCAGCGUGGGGGACUCCUCAGCACCAGCCCCAGCCCCCUACCUCCUCGUACGCUUCCCCUGGCGGGAGCGCGGGGUCCGCGGCGCGCUGGGCUGGGCGGGCGCGAAGCUGGCGCGCGGGUGGCGCGCGCGGCCGGAGAGGGAGUUUGUGCUGCCCGUGGCGUUCCCGUCGCCCGACGAGAUCGCCGCGCGCGGCUAUGCCCGCGAGGAGGUCGCUGUCUGGCGGGAUGCUGUGCCCGCUCUGAACAUGCGCGCCGACCUGCCGCCGGAGCUGGCGCUUUAUCUCGGGGUGAGCAAUACGCUGGGUUUGUUUCGGGUUGAUCCGGCGUGCUUGCGUGCGGUGCGGCGGUGUGCGCCGUCGAGGGCCGAGGCGGGGUAUCAGCCCGUUACGGGGUUUCAGGAUGCGUAUCCGCUGCAUCUCCUGAACCUGACCAGCGUUCGGGAUUUUGAUGCCAAGAUCGAAAAGGACGAGGAGCUCCGGGAGCUAGACCCCAGGCGGUUUCGGGCUAAUAUCAUCGUGGACGGCGAUGAGAACCCCUAUGACGAAGAGACGUGGAAGAAGGUCCGGUUUAACCCGGGGCCCAGCAACAAGCGUGACGCCUCGACGUUCCAUGUAUCUUGCCGAACUGUCCGCUGCAAGCUGCCUAAUGUCAACCAGGAGACUGGCUUUCGACACCCAGUCCAGCCGGACAAGGCCCUGAGGAAGUUCAGGGAGGUUGACGAAGGCGCGAAACACAUGGGUUGUCUGGGCAUGCAGGUCACGCCCCUAUUUCCCACUGAGGAUCUGGAGAGUUGGGUCGAGGUUGGAAUGGGCCACGACGACGGGGCAUAUGCUAGACACAUGUAG
Messenger RNA from Chaetomium fimeti, 1215 nucleotides. RefSeq lists its product as uncharacterized. Lineage: Eukaryota; Fungi; Ascomycota; Sordariomycetes; Sordariales; Chaetomiaceae. Gene Ontology annotation, molecular function: pyridoxal phosphate binding; catalytic activity; molybdenum ion binding. The transcript is spliced from 6 exons. Bases 1 to 1215 code for a protein of 404 amino acids. The record is from RefSeq and is a predicted model, not a curated record.